GUGCUGGAACCGGUGAGACCAGCUCAGGUGUCACCUCCUCCCUCCCCGACCAGUCCCGAUCCCAGCCAUCACUCCGCACCGACACCGCCCGGAGAGCAGUGUCAAGAUGGGGGAGACUCAGAUUUACAGCCAGCGCCUGCAUGGAAUCACUGAGAAGCGCAGAAUCCUGAGUGAGGUGGACAGAAUCCAGAGGGAGCUGGAACAGCAGAGAGUCAAACUGCAGCAGUUAAAGAGAAAGUCUCUGCGAGAUCGCUGGUUGAUGGAUGGCCUGGUUCCUACAGCAGGAGCAGAAACUGACAACCCAUUAAGCGAGACAGAAGGUCAAAUAAAGGACCUCGAACUUCAGCUGGAAAGUCUUCAGUCAGACCUGGUGUACCUGGAGAACCCAGAACUGAAGGCUUUGAAAGGAGUGAAAGUCCAGGGGGUCACCUUGCAAAAAGAACUUGUGAAUGGUGAAAGAAACCUGCAACACGUGGAUCAAAAUGAAAACCUUAAAAAACAUUCAAUUACAGAAGAAAGCGACCAACCUGGUAAUAGUCAUGGGGAAAAGCCCGCCGUAUCCCAACAAACCGACCAUCCAGGUGCCAGUCGGGGAGAAAAGCCCGCCGUAUCCCAAAAAGACCCUAAGUCAAGCCCGGAGGUGGGGGUGGAACAUCCUGUCCCAGCUCCUCAAUCUACAAAUGUAUCAGAAAAUCAUGAGGUAGAGCACAAUCUCCAUCUAGAACUUUCCAACUCAAAUGAACCUGACGAUAAACAAACACAUCCAAGCCAAAAUGCAGAAGGUUCUGUCCAAAAAGAUGAAGGUGGUGUCCACAACUCUCUCAAUGAAGAACAUGAAAUGCAGAAUUCAGGGCAGAGCCCGGAACAUCAGGAUCAGAGAGGAGAACAUCAUGCUCAUUCCGGAGAUCCUCAAGAACUCAGCCUAGAUGGAGAUACUGUUGAUAAAGUCCAAAGUAUUCCAGACCAGAAGCUCCGUUCCCUUGAGAACACUUUUGAGCAGGAAAACCAAAAUUUGAGAAGUCUUCCAAGUGAAUUAGGAAGUGUUAGUCAGAAAACAGGUGACUUGCAACCAAGUUCUGGAAAGGAAGAUUUGAACAUUGAUUUGUUCCCACAGGACCAGGAUGGUAAGGAGUCCCUGCUGGAUGAAAUUACAAAACUGGUGAACUUUGGAGAUCAAGGAGAAAGCAACCAACAGAACCAGGAUGGUAACAAGCCACGUUUAUCUACUGAACAUCUCAGUCCAGAAUCUCUAGAAGUGCACAUCAACGAAGGACAUAGCCAAAAUCUAGAGGAACACAAAGUUUUGGUGUUGAUUAGCCAUGAACAAGGUCACACCCCAGAUGAAGAGUUUGCAUUGUCUUUAGAGACAGAAAGAGCACAACCUGUUCCAGGAAACACCCAAACAGAAGCUGAGGAGCCUGUGGCAGUUUGCAUGGAGAUUGAGCCAACAGAUGUCUUAAAUCAGGGCUCCAUUUUGCAUCGUGAGGACCAGACUCCGGAUUCAGCACCCUCACCAUUAGAAAACUCUCAGAGCUCAGUGCUGCCACCUAGUGACCAGGAAGUAUGCACAACACUGCCAUGUAAAGACCAAGUUCCCAGCCAGUCGCCGUUAUCUGGAAGCCAGAAUCAAGUUGACCAAGUCCAGAUACCCCAAGUCUUAGGGGCAGCUGCCUCGGGACACAAGCAACGCUCUUCUAAUCCUCCUCACGACCCAUCAGCCUCCCACAAGCCUGAGACCAAAGAAACCAGCACCGCUCCUGAAAGCCAGCCCCUAUUACAAAAGCCUCAAGAGACUGAUGCCCACCAAGGAGCCAACACAGCCGAGACACGGGAUAAGAGCACGCCGACGAAAAAGAAGACGUGCCAAUGUUGUGUGGUCAUGUGAG
This is a messenger RNA of Nanorana parkeri, 1886 nucleotides long. RefSeq names its product paralemmin-3-like. Lineage: Eukaryota; Metazoa; Chordata; Amphibia; Anura; Dicroglossidae. Gene Ontology annotation, biological process: regulation of cell shape. Gene Ontology annotation, cellular component: membrane. The record is from RefSeq and is a predicted model, not a curated record. The transcript is spliced from 7 exons. Bases 107 to 1885 code for a protein of 592 amino acids.